AUGCGUUCUUCGGCCAAAGUCAUUGGGCGGCCAACAGCAUCUCCCUACGAGACUACUACCCCCCAUCCAUGGGCCAAAUUAGAAGAGUGUGAAUCUUUGGCCAGAGCUAUCAACGCACGACGGACACCUACAUGGCCCUCGCCUCUCACCGGCGAUGUGCCGCGGAAGGAAAUAACUGAUACUCUCAUUGCGUACUACUUAAGUUCGACAGACGCUAUCUACCGUAUUUUACAUAUACCGACAUUUUACCGGGACUAUGAAGCACUGUGGGUGAUGGGCGCUACACCAAAUGCGUCCUUCUUGGUGCUGUUCAAGCUCGUUAUGGCAAUUGGUGCGAUAGUAAAUGAUCGACGAUUCACCCUGAGGGUCUCAGCCAUCCGAUGGGUAUAUGAGGCACAGUCUUGGGUGGCGCAGCCAAAGUUCAAGUCCCGACUAGAUCUUCAGUCUCUACAGAUCGAUAUUCUCCUUUUGAUCGCCCAGGAACGAUUGAGCAUUGGAGAGCCAAUGUGCAUAUCUGUUGGAGCACUGGUCAGGAAAGCUAUAUGCAUGGGUCUGCAUAAGGAUCCCACUCACACACCCCUAGCGCGGACAGUGCUUGUUGCAGAGAUGCGUCGAAGGCUAUGGAACACCAUUCUAGAGUUGUCCCUACUAUCCAGUCUCACCUCUGGAGGGCCACCUCUAAUUUCAUUAGAUGAUUUUGAUACUGCACCACCAGGGAAUUUCAAUGAUAAUCAACUAACUGCCGGUAAUCCGAUACCGAAGCCAGAAGAUCACUACACAGGGUCAUCCAUUGCGAUCUGGUUCCGAAGGACCUUUCCCAUCCGACUGGCUGUGGUGAAACAUAUAAACGGUCUUGCUUUGUCACAGACCACAUACAGGGAGACUCUGCUACUUGACGCCGAGUUACGCACUGCAUUCAGGGAAAUCGACGAAGCUGUACAAGCUUGCAGGGGUCCGGACAGGCCGGUUGUACCUUCCCCGCCUAAAUUUCGAGCCAUGGACUUUCUGGUACAUCAAAUAACGCUAUCGCUACACGCCCCGUACUUCGGGCCUUCCCUAAAAGAGGCCGCCUAUGCAUUCUCUCGACAAGCAGUAGUGGACUCAUCUCUCAAACUAUUUCGCACCGCAUAUCCCAAAAUCACGCUUUCGGUUGACCAUGAUGGUGAUAUUUCUCGACUCUGCCACUCUAGUGCGGGCUUUUAUCCAAAUGCAACCUUCGAGGCUGCAUUCAUGAUCGCCGUGGAGCUCCGAGCCCAGUUACAUGGGGAUACCUUGGGACCGGUUUCAAUGCGAUCAGAUUUACUGUCUGUAUUAGAUGACGAAGCCCCCGCUUGGGCUUGCAUGCGUAGCUUAGCUGGCGAAACCAAUGUCAAGGGAUACCUGCUCUUGAGGUUCUUGUCGGUCCAAAUCGCGGCCCCGCUGCUUAGUCGGAACGAAGAGAUACUUGCAAAUGCGCAGGAACAGAUAACAAAGGAAGCAGAGGAGACAUGCGUGGAUGUUUUGCAGCGUAUGCUGUACAGACUAGAUCAGAAGCGCGAACCCGAGCUGGUGUACUUCGGUACACUUGUGGAAGGUGGGGAGGAGGAGUUUGAGAGGUAUGAUGAUACAUCUGAGCUGGGUGAGCCUGAGUCCAUGCAUGUGAAGUUCAACGAUGUCAGCCCUGGAUUAUGGUAAGUCCUUCACACCAAGCAGCAAUCGCCUAGCAAGAUACACUUUACAGCUCAUAGCGUGAUACAUACACGCCAUCAUGGCACCGAAAUAGACCGAGAACGGCAUUGCUAUCGUCUCACAUACACCAAUACCUCAUGGCAAAUAUCAUACAUUACUGCUUUCCCAAGCUCUCACCCAACUCCGCAGCUCUAUCCGUAGCCGCCUUAACCGCCUGAUCCACAAUAUCCGCAAAGUUCAGCUUCUCAAAAGUCUGC
Molecule: messenger RNA, 1925 nt
Organism: Aspergillus neoniger CBS 115656
Lineage: Eukaryota; Fungi; Ascomycota; Eurotiomycetes; Eurotiales; Aspergillaceae
Product: fungal specific transcription factor domain-containing protein
Exons: 4
Coding region: 1-1674 (557 amino acids)
Biological process (GO): regulation of transcription by RNA polymerase II; DNA-templated transcription
Cellular component (GO): nucleus
Molecular function (GO): DNA-binding transcription activator activity, RNA polymerase II-specific; zinc ion binding; RNA polymerase II cis-regulatory region sequence-specific DNA binding
Source: RefSeq, a predicted model, not a curated record